Messenger RNA from Closterium sp. Yama58-4, 2394 nucleotides. The record is from the annotation of a GenBank genome assembly. Lineage: Eukaryota; Viridiplantae; Streptophyta; Zygnematophyceae; Desmidiales; Closteriaceae.
AUGUCGUGCUGUAACAAGGCAACCACCGCUUCCGUCGCGAAGCAGACGUCGUGCUGCGGGCCGAAAGCUUCCGCCGCUUCGUCGAAAGCUAAGCCGGCAACCUCAUCAUGCUGCGGGCCUAAGACUGUUCCCGCUCCGGCUGAGCCUGCUAAGAGCAGCUGCUGCGGCCCUAAAUCCGCCGCGCCUCCCGCCGCCGCGACCGGCGCUGGAAGCGACGUGACGCAUGCUGACGUGAGCGAGUAUUACGGGAAGACGGUGCAGCAGCAGACGGAUCUGCAGACGUCAGCGUGUCUGGUGAAAGGCGGCCUGGGAGCGGACAUUCGCCGCCUGCUCGGCAACGUCCACGAUGAGAUCUUGUCGAAAUUCUACGGCUGUGGAUCGCCCAUCCCUCCUCUGCUCAAGGGCUGCACGGUGCUUGACCUGGGGUGCGGAACAGGGCGGGAUGUCUACGUGGCAGCUCAGCUGGUGGGGCCCACAGGCCAGGUCAUUGGCAUCGACAUGACAGACGAGCAGCUGGCAGUGGCACGGAAGCACGAGGAGUAUCAUCGGGAGAAGUUUGGCUUUGACAAGUCCAACGUCUCGUUCCGGAAGGGGUUUAUAGAGGAUCUCAAGGCUGCUAAUGUCGAGGAUAGCUCGGUCGAUGUGGUGUUGUCCAACUGUGUCAUCAACCUCGCCCCCAGCAAGGUGCCUGUGAUCGCUGAGAUCGCCCGUGUGCUCAAGACGGGCGGUGAGCUCUACUUCUCGGACGUGUUUGCCGACCGGAGAAUCCCCAAGCACCUGCAACAGGACAAGGUACUCUUCGGUGAGUGUCUCAGUGGAGCUCUCUAUUUGGAGGAUUUCCGCCGCCUCAUGGCCUCGGUGGGUCUGGGUGGGUGGGGAGUGGUGGAGGCUCGAGAGCUUGACGUGGAAAAUCCAGACAUUGCCGCCCGCGUCGGCCCAAUUCGAUUCUACAGCCUGACCGUUCGUGCUGUGAAGCUGCCCUCGGGGGCGGGUGACGGGGAGGGUGAGGACCUGCCCGAGAAUUACGGGCAGACGGCGACUUAUUCCGGGUCUAUUCCAGGGCAAGAAGGGGAAUUUACCCUGGACGAUGUGAGAAUUUUCAAGACGGGUGUGGCGACGCCUGUGGAUGCUACAACUGCUGCCAUGCUGACUGUAUCGCGCUACAGCAGUGCAUUCACUGUUUCUGAGAAGGGGGCUCACCAGGGGCCCUUUACUGCGUGGUCAAGCCGCCCCUGCAUCAACCGCGCCUGCCCUCGUGCAGCCGCACCUGCUUCACCUGCGCCUGCCCUCGUGCAGCCGCCCUUGCUUCACCCGAGCCUGCACUCGUGCAGCCGCCCUGCAUCACCCGCGUCUGCCCUCGUGCAGCCGCCCCUGCGUCGCCCGCGCCUGCCCUCGUGCAGCCGCUCCUGCCUCACCCGCGCAUGCCCUCGUGCAGCCGCCCCUGCAUCAACCGCGCCUGCCCUCGUGCAGCCGCACCUGCUUCACCUGCGCCUGCCCUCGUGCAGCCGCCCCUGCUUCACCCGAGCCUGCCCUCGUGCAGCCGCCCCAGCCUCACCCGCGUCUGCCCUCGUGCAGCCGCCCUGCAUCACCCGCGUCUGCCCUCGUGCAGCCGCCCCUGCGUCGUCCGCGCCUGCCCUCGUGCAGCCGCCCCAACCUCACCCGCGCCUGCCCUCGUGCGGCCGCCCUGCAUCACCCGCGUCUGCCCUCGUGCAGCCGCCCCUGCAUCAACCGCGCCUGCCCUCGUGCAGCCGCACCUGCUUCACCCGCGUCUGCCCUCGUGCAGCCGCCCCUGCAACACCCGCGCCUGCCCUCGUGCAGCCGCCCCUGCCUCACCCGCGCCUGCCCUCGUGCGGCCGCCCUGCAUCACCCGCGUCUGCCCUCGUGCAGCCACCCUGCAUCACCCGCGUCUGCCCUCGUGCAGCCGCCCCUGCAUCAACCGCGCCUGCCCUCGUGCAGCCGCACCUGCUUCACCUGCGCCUGCCCUCGUGCAGCCGCCCCUGCUUCACCCGAGCCUGCACUCGUGCAGCCGCCCUGCAUCACCCGCGUCUGCCCUCGUGCAGCCGCCCCUGCGUCGCCCGCGCCUGCCCUCGUGCAGCCGCACCUGCUUCACCCGCGUCUGCCCUCGUGCAGCCGCCCCUGCAACACCCGCGCCUGCCCUCGUGCAGCCGCCCCUGCCUCACCCGCGCCUGCCCUCGUGCGGCCGCCCUGCAUCACCCGCGUCUGCCCUCGUGCAGCCGCCCUGCAUCACCCGCGUCUGCCCUCGUGCAGCCGCCCCUGCGUCGCCCGCGCCUGCCCUCGUGCAGCCGCUCCUACCUCACCCGCGCCUGCCCUCGUGCGGCCGCCCUGCAUCACCCGCCCCCUGUCCCUCUGAGGGGGGGGGGGGGAGGAGAUUAA